CACUUUCGAAUGCAUGUUAUCGAAAUGUCAAUUGCAUUUUGGAUCUUUAUUUAGAAAUAUUGUAUAAAAAUUAUGGAGAGAAUCGAAAAAAUUAAAAUUUUAAGAUAUAUCGCCGGAUGAUAUUACAUUUUCGUGGAAAUUUCAUCUGGCACUCGUUGGACCAACAAUUUCAAAUGCGUGCCUAGCAGCAAUUGAUGUGAAUGAAAAUGGAUGAUUGCUAUUGAUUUUCCAAGGCGUGACAAGAUCUUUAACUGCAAUUGAAAACAUUAAACGUUCGGAAGUGUCAGCAGAUUUUGUGACAUAAAUGAGUAAUACAAAAAGACUGGCAAAAAGAUGAUCGAAUUAAUUCGAAAAUCAAGGAAAAUUCAAUUUCAUGAAACAAAGUAGCUUACUGUAAAUAUCUAAUGGUAUUCCCGUUUUUAUGGACAAUCUAACGGCUUGGUGAAAUUUGCGUUGCUAAACAAAACGACGGCCUUUAUUGUCGAACUGUAAUCACAACCAUUACAUAUGAUUUCCCACUGAUGAUCAUUUGAAAAGCAAUACAGAGACACUGAAUACAGAAAAAAAAACAAUGAAAUUACUUGCAGUGUGUUGUAUUAAAAGUUGCUGCUAAGGUGUAGGCUACGUCUGGCUGCAAAAGCACACUGUAUUGUGCACAAUAUCUCACGGUUACUGGCUACUUUUCUCGUUGAUUUAUUGAAAAUAUUUUGGACUUUUUUAUUUGGUCAAUCAGUCGAAAAUGGAUUCGCAAAUACAGUGUCCUGUUUGUACACUUUAUCUCCAUGUUGGAAUGAAUUUACAAGAUCAUCUGAACACCCAUCCAAAAGAUCAGGUCAUCUCGGCAUUAGUUAAUAUGACACUGUUGCAACAACGGGCCAAUGAUGAAAAUUCCAACAAUUUCGAAUGCAGCCGAUACGAACCAUUGGCCAACACUGAUGAUCUCAAUUCGUCUACGGACAAAUCGCUUCCAAAGGCAUUUCAAAAUCAACAACAAUCGAUUACAUAUUUUGCUCCCAUUUCACAACAAACGUCGCACCAAUUGAUGAUUGUAAAUGGUACUCAGGUUUUUCAUGAUCAACGUCAUCGUCGCAUUGGAGUUACAUCACAGAGUUGUUCGACUCCAAUUUCACAUCGUACGGGAACAGUGCCACCACUGUCGAUUCCGGCACGGACAUUUCGACUGAUUCCAGCUAAACAAGCAAUACCGCCACCACCACCAUAUCAUGCAUCCGUUCGGAAUGCGAUUCAUCGCAAUGAAAUCAAUCAAAUUACCACACAAAUUCAACAAAGCUGUUCCACGAAUGUUUUCAAUGUGUCGGCGUCGAGCAGUAGCAGCAGUAGCACGCUUACCACCAAUAUAAAUGCGAUAAAUGCAUCGAAUAGUUCACAAUAUGAAAACCAAAAUUCAACUAAACGGCUCGAAAAAAUUGGACCCAAUGAAACCGGUGCAAGUGAAGAAGAUCAAUUGAAUGGCGAUGAGCUAGCCAAUAGUAAUGACUUUGAAAAUGACAAUGAACAUAUUGAUGAAAUCAGUUCAGAUGUCGAUGGUGAUGAAAAUGAGUUCAUUAGUUGUAAUGAGACACAAACAGAGAGACCAACGAAGAGCAGUGAAUAUCGAAAACAACGUUCAAAGCAACAGCAUAAGGAUAAUAGUAUGGAAAGUGGGUCUGAUAGCAAUAAAGAAACGCGUAGUUUCAAGGAAGAAACUACCGACGCAUUGACCGGUGAUGGUGAAACCAUAAAUGAAAAGAGAACACACGGUCUGAAAGUAUUGAGCAACGUUCAAGUUUCGCCAAAUGCUAUACUUAAUGUUUCGCUUAAUUCAACAAAUAAAGAAACGAUCCCCUUGAAUAAUAUGAUAAUUGUCAGUUCAAUACCAUCUACAUCAACCGGAACUACCUCACAGGUGCUACCGACUCAACUAAUAAGAUCACAAUCACUUCUAAAGACUUUGAAUGAAUCACGUUCACCAUCGGAUGCUAAAAAUCCGAAACAUACCAAAGCAAACAUUGAAAUUGCCUCAACAAGUUCAGCCGAACAACACAAUAACGAAGAUGACGAUAAUCAAUUGGUUGAUCCACUUGCUCUGGACGAAAGGAAUACCAGCGACGAAUGUUUCAUAAAACCAUGUUCAAGCAAAGCAACUAGCGUAAUUCGUUUGGCAUCUCAAAAAUCGCCAAAACCAUCGUCAUCGACGACUGACACUGCAAGACCAACUAAUCGUCAAUCGGUUAAAAAAUUGGUUGUUAAACUUAAGAAGCCAUUUGUUCCAGUAAUCGAAGAAGAAGCCAAUUUGCAUCCUCCUGAUGAACAUUUUGAUAAUCGUACGGGGAACAAUUCAUUUGAAAGCACAAGUAAAAAUGAGAAUGAGGUUCUGCUUGAGUGUUCUGAAGAUGUACCAUUUAGUCCACUUCGACAAUCAUAUACGCCGCUUCCAAUGAAUCAAUCGAACGAUAACGACGACGAUGAGGAUGAUUUGAUAAUUCCCGAUUGUGAUCCAUCGCCUCGAAAUUAUCCAAACGAUUCACAGAACGAACUACAUAUGAUUGAUAUCAAAUUAAGUCAACAAAUGCUUGAUAUUGCUGAUCACGACCAACCAUCCGAUGCGAAUGAAAAUGUAAAUAUGUCAAUUAGUAAAGAAGACGUCGUUCUUUUCACGAUUAAUGCUGCAAAUGAUGAAGAACAUAUGGACGAAACAGAAGAAAUUCAUAUCACAGCAGCAAAGACGUAUUUAGAAAAAUCAUCGACGACAACAACAAGUUCCGAGUGCACCUCAUACGCAUCAUCAUCGUCAGUGUCGAAUCUGGGGCCAGGCUCUUCUCAAAACGAGUUUCAUAGCAUCGCUGGUACGAGCCGAAUGAAAUUUCUAGAUUACAAUGAACAACGAUUGCGUGUACGAUUGUCUCCGAUACCCUUUGUUGGCGACAACAAUGCAUGGAAUCAAACGUUCAGUUCGUCUUAUGCAUCAGCCGGCGAAGAGAAUUACAAGCAUUGCAUGGACAUGGAUAGUUGUAAAACGAAUUCAGUUAGUGCACGUGCACCAUCAACCGAUAGUCUGAACAUACGUACAGAUGAAAAGAUGCCAGCUAAAGGUGAAAUAUCGGAGCAAGAGAGCAAUGGUGAUGUUGAAGGUUUAUGGAGCCAUCAGGUGUAUUCGACUGAAAACGAUAACAUGCCCAGAUAUACAAAUUCAUAUGACACAACGGUGGCGCGUGAAAGUUGGAGUUUAAGUAAUGAACAACAUUUAUCGCACGAAAUGGAAAAUAUGUCAACAAUUUUAAUGAAAUUCAGUUCGUUGGAACAAACGGAUCGUAAUAUGGAUAUAAAGCCAUUUGUUGGCAAUAAUAUUUGCAAUGAAAAGGAUAUGCUGAAGGCAUCAAAAUCAUUGACAAAAACGCGAAAAUAUCGUUGUCCGAUAUGUGCGCAAAUUUUUGCAACGCUUAAGGAGAAACGUGCACAUUUGAUUUGUGUGCAUGAUUAUCAGCAGGGUGUGUCGGUGACAAAAACGACCGCAAAAGCAAUGAAAUUCACAAAAAUAAAAAAACCCACCGAAACAAUAACAAGUGCCAGUUGUUCAACGUUGGAUACAACGGAAACGCCGGUGAUCGAGUGUAAGAAAGAGCGUUCGGACACAUUGAGACCAUUCACUAGUCUCAAUAAUUAUCUUUUAAGUUACAAUUGGUCAACAUUGAAAUCACGACCAACUGAUGGUACAAAGGAUGAAAAUAAGACGCUAUUUGAAAUUCUUGACAGCGGCGUGAAUUAUGUGUGUAAGGUGUGUGAAGAGCAAUUCAACAGUAUUCGAGCAUAUGAUAUGCACAUGACAACCCAUCCAGCCGAAUGUUAUACGUGCGGACGCACAUUUAAGCGUUGGGUUAAUUUCAGUAUUCACUUAAAGCGGCACUUAAACAUACGCGAACAUCGUUGCAUCCAUUGUCCAAAGCGUUUCGUAUUGAGACAGAGUAUGAUCGAACACAUGAGAAUUCAUAGCAAUGAGGCGCCAUUAAAAUGCAGUUUAUGCAUGAAACGCUUUAAGCGUUUUUCAAAUUUGAUACAGCAUCGCAAUCGACAUCAUUUAAAAUUGCGGCCACAGGCCAAAGAUUUUAUAUGUUCAUGCGGUGAAGUGUUCCAUUCACAGGCAAAAAUUGCCUGGCAUCGUGAAACGCACGACGUUAAGCCAAAGUGCUGUCCGUAUUGUCGUGAACGAUACAUGCACAAAAAUAGCUUAGUGAAACACAUUCGAUUAUCGCAUACCGAACGUUUUCAUUUAUUCAAACGUGAUUCGGUCGAAUGUCCGUAUUGCAAAAAGAAAUACAUAAAAUCUAGUCUUAAAAUGCAUAUGGAACAGCAUAAAACAUCUCGAACCACAUACGAAUGUACGAUUUGUAAUAAGACGCUUACAACAAAAUGGAAUUUAAAGCAACAUAAAUGGAUACAUGCCAGCCGAUCGUCGAAGCCAUUCAAAUGCAAUAUGUGCACGAAAGCAUUUAUACGUGAAAGUGAAUACAUUUCACACAUGAACACGCACAAAGCAAUUAAGCCGUACACUUGUGAUCAUUGCGGUUGUCAAUUUGCACGAAAAUACAAUUGGCUACGACAUACACGUGAACACGAAACACUCAAGAAAUUCCGUUGUGAUACAUGCGGCAAGGACUUCCAUCGUGCAUACUAUUUAAAGGAACAUAAACGCAUUCAUACGGGCGAACGACCAUUCGAAUGUGUUAUCUGUGGAAAAACGUCGACGACUAAAACCAAUCACAAUAAACACGUUAAAAUUCAUCAUGCUCGCGAUCCGCUCACCGCUGAAGCAUGAAAACAAAUUCAUUAUUAUUGCGAUGCAUGCAUACAAUUUAACAUUAUAAUCUCAACCGAAAUACAAUACUAUAUAUAAUUAUACUAUUCGCAUAAAAAGCAUUUUCAAAUGGAUUUUCCUCACACCAUUUAUAACAACUAUUUGUAUUAUUUUUCGACUGCGAAUUGAAGUGUUUUUUUUUGUGUCACAGAUAUAAAAUAGAGUAUAUAAUAUGAGUGCAAUUUGAAACAAACAAAAAAAAAUUCGUGCGUAUUUCAUGUAAAAAAUACAUAUAUAAUAUACAUUAUAAUAACUCUAUACGAAACGAUAACAUUCACGAUGUAAUGAAUGUUUUAACGAUACAAUACAAUAAAAUACAAUUUAUCAUGCAAUUGUACACACAUAAUUGAGAUGAAGAGAUCCUUUUUGUCGAUGUGUUUUUGUUUUAAAAAAUUUUUUUUAUUCGAGCUUUGUGUUUUAAACGUUUGUUUCUUUUUUUAUAUAUAUCUUCAAAGACGAAACAACAAAUUAUGUUGAAAAACACAUACCAUCGUAGCAACAACGUUAUGGUAGAGUCUUUAUUUGAAAAUUUUGCAAUUUAAAAGAAAUUAAAAUCAUAUAAAUCACACAAAAUCCACUUCAUUAAUUUUACUUCCUAAAUCUUGGACACACAGACACAUACACAUAAAAGUACACAUUAAACUAAUUUUAUUAUGUUAUAUUUGACAAAUUUAUGUUGUACAUUAGGAUUUUUGCUCAAUGAUGCAACCAAGAAAAUUGAACACAAUUUUAACAUUAUUAAUAAUAAUUUUUUUUUACUUUAAUUCUUUACAAAAAAAAAUGUUCUUUUUCUGUGUGGUUGCUUAUAUUCAUGGUUUCACGCAGCCUUUCAUUUUUUAUUAUAAUAAUCGAUGAAAUCAUUACAGCCGUUGAUUCAGCGGCAAAUUAAAGUUCAAUUAGAGUUAGGAAGUGGCUAAUUGUUAAAAUCAAGAUUACUAUGUUUAUUGCUAACAUUAAUUAAUGAAACAAAUUCGAUGUUUUAUGCUGAUCUAUAGUAUAACAAUAGAUCCUAUUUGUAUUCAAUGGUUGGACUAUAUUAUCUAAUGUAAAACGACAUAUUUAGCCAACUCUGAAAAAAAAAACACUCUUUGGCUAUCGGAACUCUCUCUCCAUAUUUUACAAGCUUUAGCCGUUUCAUUUUAAACUAUUUUCGUUUCUUUGUUUUUCUCUCAUUUCAAUCUAAUUGAAUCAAUAUCUUCAUACAAAUAACAAAUGAUUGUCAUUUGAUAUAAUAUAGUUCAUUCAUACAGUUCAGCAAAAAAAAAAA
Contarinia nasturtii (swede midge) is the source of this 6119-nucleotide messenger RNA. RefSeq lists its product as uncharacterized. NCBI's taxonomy places the organism in Eukaryota, Metazoa, Arthropoda, Insecta, Diptera, Cecidomyiidae. The record is from RefSeq and is a predicted model, not a curated record. The transcript is spliced from 13 exons. The coding region runs from base 740 to 4813 and encodes 1357 amino acids.